UCAUUUUUGCUUCCAGCGGAGACGUGAGUUUUGUACAGAUACUAAAAUGAAACUGAAUACUUCUUAUGCCAUGAGCUUAACUAAAUAUCUGCUUUGCUGUAGAAGUCGCCUGUCAUAUCCUUUAAUUAACAAGUUUGAUGCUAGAAUUUAUCAAAAUAGUUCUAUGAAAAAUCUUAUCAUGCAUGCAAGAAAAUACAGUCAUUCUGCAAGACAAUUUAAAACUGGUAUAUUAAUGUUGAAUAUGGGAGGACCAAGCUCUCUUAAUGAAGUGCAAGACUUUCUUACCAGGCUAUUUACAGAUCGAGAUAUUAUGACUCUUCCAAUGCAAAGCAAAUUAGGUCCUUUAAUUGCUAAAAGAAGAGCGCCUAAUAUACAAGAAAAAUAUGGUGAAAUUGGUGGUGGAUCUCCUAUUUUGGAAUGGACUAAAAAGCAGGGGAAGCUAAUGGUAGAACUUCUGGAUGCAACCAGUCCUGAAACAGCACCUCAUAAGUACUAUGUUGGAUUCCGGUAUGCUAAUCCUUUAACUGAAACAGCAAUUACAGAAAUGGAGAAAGAUGGAAUUGAAAAUGCUGUGGCCUUUUCUCAGUAUCCUCAAUAUAGCUGUAGUACAUCUGGAAGUAGUUUUAAUGCAAUUUUUCAUUUUUGCUCAGAAAUAAGUACACAAAUGAAAUGGAGUUUCAUUGAUAGAUGGCCUGUGCAUCCAAAGUUGAUUGAAUGUUUUGCAGAUUUGGUUGCAAAAGAACUCAACACUAUGUCACCAGAAGAUAGAGAAAAUGCUAUUAUUCUUUUUACCGCACAUGCACUUCCAAUGAAAGCUGUUAAUAGGGGCGAUCCCUAUCCCACUGAAGUUGCUGCAACUGUUGUAGCAGUCAUGCAGAAGUUAAAUUGGAGUCAUCCUUACAGACUAGUUUGGCAGUCAAAAGUUGGACCUGUUGCUUGGUUGAGCCCCCAGACUGAUGAUGCUAUCAAAAAAUAUGUAGGAAAAGGACUCAAAAACAUUGUUCUGGUUCCUAUAUCUUUUGUCAAUGAACAUAUAGAAACUUUACAUGAGUUGGAUAUAGAAUAUGGAACAGAACUUGCUCAUAAGAUUGGUGUCAAGAACUUUAAACGGGUUCCUGCUCCCAAUGAUCAUCCAGCUUUUAUUGAGUGCCUAGCUGACAUAGUAAAAUCUCAUCUGAAGUCUGGAAAAACCUGCAAUCCUCAGUUGCUUCUUACUUGCCCACUGUGUGACAAGCGUACUUGCUAUGACACUAAAAAAUGGAUUUCAAGCUUGAAGAGAUAGAAAUGACAUUAGCUAAAUACAAUACGAAAUCUUUUGAAAUUUAUUAUUUUUUUUAAAUUUUUACUCAUUGACUGAAACAAAGGUGUAUUUAUGUGUACAAGACUACAAAAUUGUUUUUGCAUACAUACAUAUGUGGGUGAUUCUCCAAAAACCUGACAUUUUCCAAUCACGUUUAAAAAAAAGAAAAUCUGAAAAAAAUUAUACUCAUUCUUUUUUAGAAACUUAUUAAGAGAAAAAUAGAGGGAACUCACUUUAACUAUGUUACACCACCAAAAGAGGGAUCAAAUUUUCAUAUAGCAAGAGACAACGAGCAGCAUCAGGAGAGAAUUUCUUCAUGGGUUAUUUAAAAUGUAACUUUUGUAAUAAAGAAAUAAGUGAAGCCUAAAUCAAAAAGUAUGGUUAUUAAAUGACAAAAAAUUUAUGUAAAACCUCCCUUAACCGACACCCCCAAUUUCUUCGAGUACAAGUCCCAUAUAGGUUUUUCCAUAUUAUUCACUCUGAAUAGUUUACACUACGAAUAACGUGCAUUCAUUUCAACGAGAAAAAAAAUGGAUUGCUACAUCAAAACUUUCUUUAAGUUAGCCAAACACAGUAUGAUAAAAUUUACAAAAAGAAAAGUUACCUUCUCAUUACCUGCAAAUUGUUUUAUGGUUCAGGAGAUACAAACAUAAAACAGAAAGGGAAUCAGCAAUAUUAAUAACAUAUAUUUUACUUUUGAUUUAAAGCUACUACAAAAUUUAUAGCAACUUCACUAACCUAUUCGAACAACAUUUAGAUAAACAAAUGUCUAACCAAUAGCUCUAUUUUGGAACGAUUCCUUUA
This is a messenger RNA of Uloborus diversus, 2104 nucleotides long. RefSeq names its product ferrochelatase, mitochondrial-like (gene FeCH). The record is from RefSeq and is a predicted model, not a curated record. Gene Ontology annotation, biological process: heme biosynthetic process. Gene Ontology annotation, molecular function: protoporphyrin ferrochelatase activity. Bases 47 to 1282 code for a protein of 411 amino acids. NCBI's taxonomy places the organism in Eukaryota, Metazoa, Arthropoda, Arachnida, Araneae, Uloboridae. The transcript has 12 exons.